AGAGGGGCGCGGGUGCAAAGAGACGGUCCUGGGAAGAUCGCGGGUGCGUUAAGGGAUAGGAAAUCGGAGACCCUCCGCUAGGCCCGCCGCGCCCGCUGGCGUGUCCUGAUCCCAGCGGGCGGAUACUCGGCGCUAAAGUGGGGAUGACUGUUUCACCUUUUUGCCGAAGUGCUGUUACGGCGCCGACUUCACCUGGCAUGUUGCACACCCGCUAACGAUUAUAUCCCUCCUCUCUCUUCCGCCGCAGUACCUUCCCAGUUAUCUCCGCAGCCCCACACCCGCCGGUACUUGCCAUAGGGGCGUUCCUGCAGUGUCUAGAACGGGACCUGAGCACGGGGACCCUUGUUCUAGCCUUCGCAAGCCGCGAUGACCUUGAGCGAGUCGUUUCAUCUCUUCUAGCCACAGGGUUCCUUUUUUCACAUGGAGGUAGUUGUGAAAAACUUCUGACUGAAAGGCGGCUUGACUUACAGGCUUUAGAGUUGGACAGCUCUGGGUUUGCCUUCUGCAUUUACUGGCCCUGCCUUAACCUUGGACAAGGUACUUAACUUGUCUGACCCUCAGACCUCCUGUGUAAACCGAGAAUCAUCUUCAGGUUGUUGUGAGGACCGAAUGAAAUAAUUAUUCUGCGUGCUUUGGUAUAUGGUAGAUGCUCUGUAAACGUAUUCUUUCACCAUCCCUACCCUGGGUAUUGGGAGGACCCAGCGAGAUAUCUCAAUUAAAUACUGAUUGCUGCAGAACAGCCCAGUGUGGUUUUAAACAGCAACCUCAGCUUGGAAGAUCUGGUCCUUUGGCUUCUUGCUUCCCUAGUAAGGAAAUCCAUAGUACUGUUUUUUAAAUAAGGAAAUCAAUAUGUACCAUUUUAAAAAUGUUCUUCCAGUGUCUCCUUUUAGUAAAGGAAGAGGCCUAGAGUGGCCAGGAAUCCAAGACCUGAGUUCUGAACUCAGCUGGCCAUGUUGUUGAUGUUGUGAACAACUUUGUUAAUUUAUUAGGCCGAACCGUGUAAAAUUGCCAGUCUUUGACCUUUUUGAUGGGCACGCUGGAAAUUUUAUAUGGUUCAACUGUAUAUCAGGGCCUCUGUGAAUUGGGAAAAAAGUACCAACCCUGCCCACGGGGGGCUAAGAUAGUGGCCAUAAAAGUGUUUUGUGAACUCUACCCAAAACCGAAACCAAACCCACUGCCAUCGAGUCGAUUCCGACUCAUAGCGACUCUAUAGGACAGAGUUGUGAACUCUAAAGCACUAUUAAAAUGUGAAGGGUAAUUAAACUCAUAUAGUCAUUCUCCCUGAAUCUUUAAGGAAAACAGCCGAAAGCUAUGCAAAUGAGUAGGGAGCCUGUAGUAACAGUGGUUGUUCACAUUUGCGUAGUGUUUAAAACUUGGCCAAAUGCUUUUACAUGAUUGAUUUAAUUUCCUUUUCACAUGUUCAUAAGAUAAGUGGGCAGGAAUAUUUAAUCUGUAGUCCUGAGAGAUAUGAGUGGCCUUGGAAACAUUAAAGAGCAUUGGCUCUGCCAAAGUCCACCCAGGUUCUUUAUUUUUUUAUUGUGUUUAAGCCCCCUCCCCGCUUCUCAGAGCCCUGGUAGUACAGUGGUUAAGAGCUCAGCUGCUAACCAAAGGUCAGCAGUUUGAAUCCACCAGCCGCUCUUUGGAAACCCUAUAGGGCAGUUCUACUCUGUCCAGUAGGGUUGCUGUGAGUCGGAAUCAACUCGACAGCAACACGUUUCGGCUCCCCUUCUCAUUCUUUUUCUCUUGUUACUCUGCUUGGGUUUUCUGUCUACCAGCAGCAGCUGUGGUCAUCUUAGUCUCCUACAAGCAGAUUUACAGAGAUUUUUGAUCCUUGGUCAGAGCCAUUGCCUUACAGAACUCCAAGGAGCAUCAUUUUUUUUUUUUUCAUGGUGUUGGAGCUCUAUUCACAAUGGAAUUUUGUGUGAAUGGUGCCCCCUGGGAGCCCUGGUGGCGGUGGAGCAGUGGUUAAGAGCUCAGCUGCUAACCAAUAGGUCAGCAGUUCGAAUCCACCAGCCACUCCUUGGAAACUCUGUGUGGCAGUUAUGGACUGUCCUAUAGGGUUGCAAUGAGUCAGAAUCAACUUGUUGGCAACAGGUUUGGGUUUGUUUGUUUGUUUGUUUGUUGGCGCCCCCUGAAGUAUGCAGAUUAACUUAAAACAUACUUUUUAAGCAUUUCUUAAGUAAUAAGUACCAAAGUUAGAAGAUGGCGUUGAACUUUUUUGGUUUCUGUUUUAUUUCUCCUGCCAUUCCUUAUUAUUCUCCUUUUCUUCUGCUCAACCUUUAAAUCAAGUUGUUCCAAAGGACUUUUGUCAUAGGACUUCUACGCUCACUACCCACACAGUCCCUGGUGAUGCCAUCUUAAGACUUCAAUUUCUUUUAGGUUGAACCUUAUGAAAUUUUGCCAAUGUUCAACCAUUUUUGAACUACAAAAAUGGCAGUUUCUUAAGCUCAACCUCAUAUAUACUGGUGUUUCCCAAAUCUGUCACCAACCCAAAUUUCUCUCCUAAGCUUCAGAUUUAUUUAUUCAACUCUCUAAAUCUGUCUGUAGUUGUGUUCCACAGGUACCUCAGUCUCAACUUACAGUUUUUACUGCCACACCAAACCUGCCUCUCCAGUGUUUCUCGUUCAAUAAAUGGGACCAGCAUCUACCCAUUCACUCGAGGCAUAGACCUGAACCUUAUUCCUUUUCUUCCCCCCUCCCCGCUGCAUAUACUCCCUCCAUCUUGUCAGCCAUUAAGAUCCUGUUGUUUCUGUAUUAAGUAUCCUCUAAAAUGUAUUCACUUCUUCCUAUUCUCACUUCUUAUUUCAUAGGUAUAAGUUACUGUGAAGGAGCUCUGGUGGCACAGUGGUUAUUCUCUCAGCUUCUAAUGAAAGGUCGACAGUUCAAACCCACCAGUCACUCCAUGGCAAAUACCUAGUGAUCUGCUCCCAUAAGGAGUGCAGCCUAGGAAACUCUAUGGGGUGGUUUUACUCUGUUCCGUAGGGUCGCUAUGAGUCAGAAUUGGUGGCAUACAACAAUAGGUUACUGUCACCUCUACCAGUAUUUUUAUAAUCACUUCCUCUAAACUGCUUGUCUCCUUGUCCCUCUUUUAUUCUUUCCUAAAGUUAGUCUUUCUCGACAUAGGAAAGCCAGGGUGGAAAGGUGGAGUGUGCUGUCACAUUAUAGAGAGAGCAACUAGGGUCACAUAACAAUGUGUCUAUAAAUUUUUAUAUGAGAAACUAACUUGAGCUGUAAAAUUUCACUUAAAGCACAAUUUAAAAAAAAAGUAGCCUUUCUCACAUCCAAAUCUGUUCAUGUUAUUCCUUCAAUCCCUCAUUGGGUUUUCUGAUAAAAUUUUCAUUCCUUGACUCUUAGACAUACAUGAUCCAUGCUUCACCUACCUUGUUUAUUCAGUUGUUCAACAAAUAUUAAUCUAGUGCCUUCUGUAUGCCUAAGCUCUGAGUAUAUAACACUUAGGAAAACCAAGUUAUAUAACUCACAUUCUUAUUGGUGAGACAGAUAAUGAACAUAUUAUGUAUUUUUAUAUGUAUAGAUGUGUGUAUACAUAUGUUUAUUAUAUGUACUUGUUUUUGUGUGUGUGUGUGUGUAUAUACAUACACACACACACACACACGAUAUUUUUAUGUAUGUAUGUGUAUGUCAUAUAAAGGAGCCCUGGUGGUGCAAUAGUUUAGAGCUUGACUGCUAACCGAAAGGUUGGUGGUUUGAACCCACCCAGCAGCUGUGCUGGAGAAAGACCUGGCAAGCUGCUCCCACAAAGAUUACUGCCAAGAAAACUCUGUGGGAUAGUUCUAUUCUGUCACAUAGGUCACUAUGAGUUGGAAUCGAGUCAACGACACCCACCAACAACAUAUUUUAUAUAUACAUGUAAGUAUAUGUAUGUAUGUCAGAUGGUCGUAAGUGGAGAAAGAAAGGAAAAAAUGAUGGCUUGUCAGCUUUAUCUCUUGCACUUACCUAGUGUCUUAGUCAUCUAGUGCUUCUAUAACAAAUAUCACAAAUUGAUGGCUUUAACAAACAGAAAUUUAUUCUCUCAUAGUUUAGGAGGCUAGAAGUCUGAAUUCAGGGGCCCAGCUCUGGGGGAAGGCUUUCUUUCUCUGUUGGCUUUGGGGGAAGGUCCAUGUCAUCAAUUUUCCCCUGGACUAGGAGCUUCUCAGCACAGGGACCCUGGAUCCAAAGGACGCAGUCUGCUCCUGGUGCUUGGUGAAGCAAUGAAAAUACAGUAUCUGUGUUACAACAAGAUCACUAUCUGGAUUCAUCCUGGAAAACUGAUAAUGGCCUUAUUCCUUGGACUCUUGAUAGCACCAUCAGUGAAGAAAACAGAGCCGUCAUUGAGAAAAUGUUGUUGGAAGAAGAGUAUUAUUUAUCUAAAAAAUCACUUCGAGAAAAAUUCUGGCUUGAUCAAAAGGAAAAUGAGAAAAAAUGUAUGAAAAGUUUGCAGAAAACAGGAAAAAUCAUGGUACACUCUCCUACAAAACCAGCCAGUUACUCAGUAAAGUGGACGAUAGAAGAAAAAGAGCUGUUUGAACAAGGGCUGGCUAAAUUUGGUCGAAGGUGGACCAAAAUUGCAAAGCUAAUAGGAAGUCGCACUGUUUUACAAGUGAAGAGUUAUGCCAGACAGUACUUUAAAAAUAAGGUAAAAUUAGAUGGUCUGGAGAAAGAAACACCAAAUCAGAAGAGCAACAGUGACCUUCAGGUUAAAAAUGAAGAUGAAGGAACAAAGCCAUGGACACCAUCACCAUCAGGUUUAAGGGGACUUGCCGAUCCCAACUUGAAUGCUGUCAAAAUUGAAAAGUUAUCUGAUGAUGAAGAAGUGGACAUCACAGAUGAGGCUGAAGAGUUGCCUGCUCAAGCACCUGAAAAGAAUCCUAGCAGUGGUCUCCUAUUAGACAUUCCAGAUAGUAAAAUUCAUGAAACCAAUCAAGGAGAAUUCAUUGCUUCUGACACAGAGAAAGAGUCCUUUUCUAAAUCUUACAAGGAAAGUCUUCAGAAUAUAAAGCAAGGAGAGGCAGAAAUACUUUCAAGCUCAGUAAUUACAUUACAGACUGAAAAACAGAGCACCAGUGACAAAAAGUCGUUUGACUUACAUAAUCAGAAAUGUAAUGAACUGAUUAAAAACUGUGACAAGCAUUGUGAAAAUGGAAUAAGAGAUGAUGCUGGGCAAUUGCCUUUUCCAGAGCCUUGGGAAGCUCAGAAAGAUCUGAGUGAUAAGGAAAUGCUUUUUCAUUCUUCCUGUCAAAUCAAAGAGGAGAACCAUGAGGAAGAAGAGCUUAAGCCACCAGAACAAGAAGUAGAAAUAGAUAGAAAUACCAUUCAAGAAGAAGAAAAGCAAGCAAUUCCUGAGUUUUUUGAGGGACGCCAAGCUAAGACACCAGAACGCUAUUUGAAAAUUAGGAAUUACAUUUUGGAUCAGUGGGAGAUAUGCAAACCGAAAUACUUAAAUAAGACCUCAGUACGUCCUGGCCUGAAGAACUGUGGGGAUGUUAAUUGUAUUGGACGGAUUCAUACAUACCUCGAAUUGAUAGGAGCAAUCAAUUUUGGAUGUGAACAAGCUGUAUAUAACAGACCACAGCCAGUUGAUAAAGUACGAAUCAGAGACAGAAAAGAUACAGUAGAAGCCUACCAGCUCGCCCAGCGUCUGCAGUCCAUGCGUACAAGGAGACGAAGGGUCCGAGAUCCGUGGGGAAACUGGUGUGAUGCAAAGGACUUGGAAGGACAAACGUUUGAGCAUCUCUCUGCUGAGGAGUUGGCAAGAAGAAGAGAAGAGGAAAAAUGUAAACCUGUUAAAUCUUCAAAAGUGCCAAGGUCAACAAAAAGCUCAUUCGAUCCCUUCCAACUGAUACCUUGUAAUUUUUUCAGUGAAGAGAAGCAGGAGCCAUUUCAGGUGAAAGUGGCUUCAGAAGCACUUUUAAUAAUGGAUUUGCAUGCUCACGUUUCUAUGGCAGAAGUGAUUGGUCUGUUAGGAGGAAGAUACUCAGAAGUUGAUAAGAUAGUUGAAGUCUGUGCAGCAGAGCCAUGUAACAGUCUCAGUACAGGACUACAGUGUGAGAUGGAUCCUGUGUCACAAACACAGGCCUCAGAAACCUUGGCGGUUAGGGGCUAUAGUGUUAUUGGAUGGUAUCAUUCUCAUCCUGCCUUUGAUCCUAAUCCUUCGUUACGAGAUAUUGACACCCAAGCCAAAUACCAGAGCUACUUCUCCAGAGGAGGUGCAAAGUUCAUUGGAAUGAUUGUUAGUCCCUAUAAUCGAAACAAUCCUUUACCUUAUUCCCAGAUCACCUGCCUGGUUAUAAGUGAUGAAAUUAGUCCAGAUGGCUCCUAUCGUUUACCGUACAAAUUUGAAGUACAACAGAUGUUAGAAGAACCUCGGUGGGAAUUAGUAUUUGAAAAGACAAGAUGGAUAAUAGAAAAAUACAGGCUAUCCCAUAGCAGUGUUCCCAUGGAUAAAAUCUUUCACCGGGAUUCUGACCUGACCUGCUUGCAGAAACUUUUGGAGUGUCUGAGGAAAACUCUGAGUAAAGUGACCAAUUGCUUCAUUGCUGAAGAAUUCUUGACUCAAGUAGAAAAUUUGUUCCUUUCCAGUUAUAAAAGCAAGCAUGAGAAUGGAGAAGCUGAAGAGAACUGUACUAUGGGUCCAAAGGAAUUGUUAAUGUAAUUAUUUUAAAGUAAGAUACUUUGGUCUUGACAUGAUACAUCCUACUUUCAAAGUUAUAACCUUGAAAUUGUUGUAAUUUAGUUAACAGUGGCAUAACUUUGGUAUUUUUUUUUUCUCUAGUUCACAAAAUCCAAACUUCACCACAUAAGUCAUAUGAAAAGAAAGAGAGAGGGACUUAUUUUCAUUUAGUGAUUAUCAGAGUGUCCUGUAAACCAGGGCAUGCCCAGUGUCCCAGACCUACCGUGCAGUAGCAUGUGAGAUACAGUAGCAUACUGUAGGCAGUGCAGGAGACUGAAAACUUACGGUGGUGUUCUGCUUUACUCUUGGAUUUAGAUAGAUAAGUGGCAUGUGUCUGUAAUUUUUAUUUCUUCCCGAAAUCAGCCUUUUAUUGUAUUCCACUUUUGGUAUCUCAUAUCUCAUUUAGAAGCACUUCCGUUUUCUCCAUAUGUUUUGAUGAGGUUGUUUAUGGUUGCAAAUGGGGUAUAGAUGGGUGGUCACUGAGGUAAUUAGGGCUGAAAAUAGUUGAAAACUGCCGAUUUAAUACAUCUAGCAACAUUCUCUGGGGAGGUGAGAGAAGCACGAGGAGAAAGUCUUAAAAGAACAGAUAGAGGAAAGGCCCAAAGGAGAGAAUCAGAUGCCGUUUUUUUAAUCAUAGAAAUUUAUUUCCGUUUUAUUUUGUAACAAUACUACCAACUAAAACCCGUUGCCUUCGAGUCAUUUCCGAUUCAUAGCAACCCUGUAGGACAGGGUAGAACUGCCCUGUAGGGUUUCCAUGGGUUUGAACUACUGACCUUUCGGUUAGCAACCAUAGCUCACCAUGGCUCUUAACCAGCGCGCCACCAGCUCUGCACAGGACAUACCAUUUUCUUAGUUAUCUGAAACAUUUUCUUUAUGGGUUACAUUUACAUUAAAUAUAGCUUCAACUCUAUGUCUACUUAUAUUAGUGUGUGUGGAACCAUUUUUAAGUGGAUUAUAGGAAAUCAUAACCCUCAAACUAGAUUUUUUUUUUCUACUACCUUCUAUCAGGAGAAAGAGGUAAAUUACAGUAAAGCUUGAAUAAAUCAGAGAUUUAAUUCUAAAAAACAAAAAAGCUUUCCAGGACAUACUACAUAUUCAACCCAAUUUCCUAUGCUUUCUGAAUCUAGAACAGAGGUCAGCAGACAUUUUUUAUGUGAAAGGCCAGGCUUUGUGGACCACAUGCAGUCUCUAUCAGAUAGUCUUUUGUGUUUUUUAAAACCCUUUUGCAGCUCUUUAAAAAGGUAAAAACCAUUCUUAGCUCAUGGGUCUCACAAAAGACAGGCAACUGGUCCUUUUUUUCCAAUGUUUGAUCUAGAGAAUUGCAGACAUUUAGGAUUUAUAUUAAGAUUCAUGACCCUGAGACACUAUAAGUUCUUGCAUUAUCUUCAGACAGCAAAACUCAGAAUUAUGAUUUACCUUUAAGUAAAUUUUUUUUAAAUAAUAUGUUUUCAGUGAAGGUUUUCACAACAGUUUAGGUCCCAUUGAACAAUUUCUACACAAGUUGUUCAGUGACAUUGGUUACGUUCUUCACAGUGUAUAAACGUUCUCAUUAUUUCCAUUCUGGUUGUUCUUUUUCCAUUAAUCUGUUUUUCCUGCCCACUUACAUUCCUCAUCUUUGUUUUAAAGUAAUUUGUGACCAUUUGGUCUCAUAUAGGUGCUUUUUUUUUUUUUAUCUCUAAUUACAUUUUUAAUAAAAGGAAUCAGUAAUGCUACCUGAUUUAUUAAAAUUUUAUAGGUUUUGGUUUAUUUCUAUUAACCAGAGAAAAGAUUUAUACCCUUUUUCUAAUCAUUUCUAUUACCAAAAGGUUUAUUAUACCCAAAACGAGUACGAUUCUGUAUUUUUGCUCUUUGGGUUAUCCAAGGGAGAAUAUGGCUGUAUAGGAAGGGACAAUGAGUCAAUUUUAGGUGACAGACUGAGUCAGUCUUGUCUCAGUCUCAUGAUCUUGGGAAAUAGAGUUUACCUUCUCUAGGCCUGAAAUCAUCUUGUCUAACUGAGGUCUAAAUUAACUUCCCAGUAUCUUUCCAGGUCUAAAAUUUUAUGGCUCAUUCUUACUCUUGGCCUAUUCACCUUGAACUUUGAGCCAUUUGAGUUCUUAAAUUAACACAGGUUUUUAAAGAAAAUCUUUAAUAUUCUCUGUUUCUCUGUGUGCAUUUAAGAUAAACAGUGAAACAUAGUUUAUAAAGCAGUUACUUUUGGGAGUGAGAGGUGUAAGGACUCUAGACUAAAAAUCAGAAAACCUGAGUAUUUAUCCUUAUUGUACAUCAGGGGAACAAAUACUAGAAAGUGGUAUUAACUACAUUUCUUGAUUAACAUCUCCCUGUUGUACUGAUCAGUUUUGAUAAUAGAAAGUAAUAGAAAUUGUUAAAAGUUCUUUUCUCGGAUCUGAGUUUCUCUGUAUGCCAGUGGUUAACCGUAUUUACAGCCAGCCAUCUAGUCAGCCUGUGAGGAACUUGAAUAUGACAAUCUUCAAAGUUUAAAACCUUAAUAGCACAGUUUUUAAAAUAUUUACUGAGUACUUUUUUCUGAUUAUAAAAGUGUAUUUAUUUUAAGAAAAAUAGUUUUUAAAAUACAGAAAACCAUAAAUAAAAUAAAAAUGUCUCAAUCCUACUCUCCAUCAAACCACAGUUAACAUUUUACUGUAAAUCCUCACCCUCUUUUUUUCUGAGUGUAAUUUUAGAACAGUAGAAUUUACUCCUGCCCUCCUCCCCCAUUUAUUCUUCUUGCUUCCUUUUUUCUCUUGUCAUGGGGUUAAAAUAAAUUCGCAAUUGCAGGUACCCACAUUCCUGUGACUGCCACCCUUGGGCUGUGAGGGUAGGUGAGGCUAGGGUCUUAGAGACACAGGGGAAGGCUAGAACUGAAUGGGAGUAUAACACAGGAAGUGCAGGAGGCAGGAUGGCAAAUGACGUGUUUUUUUCCUAGCUCUAAUGUGUACACGAGGAACCCUGGUGGCACAGUGGUUAAGUGCUCAGCUGCUAACCAGAAGGUCGUAGUUCAAACCCACCAGCUACUCUGUGGAAGAAAAGACCUGGCAGUCUGCUCCUGUACAGAUUACAGCCUAGGAAACCCUAUGUAGCAUUUGUAUUCUGUCCUGUACGGUGACUGUGAGUCAGAAUCAACUUGAUGACACACAACAACAAAAAUAAUGGGUACAGAAAUUGAGAUAGGACUUAAAAAUAGUCUCUUUAUCCUGAUUCUUCCUAUACACAGUGCUAUAAAAGAACGAGCUUAACAUUUUCUUGUUGUUUGGCUUGGCUAGUAAAAAUCAACGCUAGUACUUUCCCAAUAUUAAAUAUAGCAAAGAUACAGUCCCAAAGUAGCAUUUAAAAAAUGAGAAACCAGUGGAAUGAUCAACAAAAUCAGACUUUCCUGUCCCCUUCCAUUAUUUUAGCCUUCAAACUGUUCUUCUCUCAUCCUUUUGAGUGAUCUUCAGUCCCUGUUUCCUACAAAUGGCUUGGCCAUAUAUUCAGGGCUUUCAUGGGCUGUAGGCGCUUUUGCAAGGAGCCCUGGUGGCACAAUGGUUAAGCGCUAACCAAAAGGUUGGCAGCUUAAACCCACCAGCUGCUCUGUAGGAGAAAGAUGUGGCAGUCUGCUUCUCUAAAGAUUACAGCCUUGGAAACCCUAUGGGGCAGUUCUACUCUGUCCUGUAGGGUCACUUUGAGUCAGAAUUGACUCAAAGUCAAGGAGCUUGGUUUGGUUGGUUUAGGCACUUGUGCUUCAUUGGGCUCCUUCCUCAGUAAAAAAAAAAAAAAAACUUAAUUACAU
Messenger RNA from Loxodonta africana (African savanna elephant), 10430 nucleotides. RefSeq names its product Myb like, SWIRM and MPN domains 1 (gene MYSM1). NCBI's taxonomy places the organism in Eukaryota, Metazoa, Chordata, Mammalia, Proboscidea, Elephantidae. The record is from RefSeq and is a predicted model, not a curated record. The coding region runs from base 4337 to 6649 and encodes 770 amino acids. The transcript has 20 exons. Gene Ontology annotation, molecular function: metallopeptidase activity; protein binding.